Messenger RNA from Medicago truncatula (barrel medic), 2182 nucleotides. Its product is annotated as fluoride export protein 1. The record is from RefSeq and is a predicted model, not a curated record. Bases 452 to 1807 code for a protein of 451 amino acids. NCBI's taxonomy places the organism in Eukaryota, Viridiplantae, Streptophyta, Magnoliopsida, Fabales, Fabaceae. Gene Ontology annotation, cellular component: plasma membrane. Gene Ontology annotation, molecular function: fluoride transmembrane transporter activity. The transcript has 7 exons. Gene Ontology annotation, biological process: fluoride transmembrane transport.
CCAUGAUUUGACACGGCUAUGCCUCCAGAUACUUUUAACACAAAAUCAAUUUUUUUUCUUUCUGAAAACUGAAACAAAAGCAUCCUUAAUCAUAGUCUCGUGAUGAUUAAUUAAUAAGCUGAAACUUUUUGGUGGGGAAAGAAAAUGCUGCUAGCUUAACCAGAAUCACUUAUAUAAUCUAUGCCCAUCGUUUGCAUGUGAGUCCUGAGCUGUGAUGUCUUCCGUUAAAAUAUAACUGCCAGAUAAUAUGGGGAAAGAAAUCUCACCUGUCUUCUCUUGCCAUUAUUUUCAACAAGUAAAAAAAAACUCGUUUCUUCCACGAACGUCAUCGGAGCUGCCGUUACUCGCCGCCGGAGCAGUUGUGCCGGACUUAUUCGCCGCCGUCCCCUCAUUCAAAAGGGGUGGUUGGAGGAGUCAAAAUUGCAUCUAGUUUGGUGUUGGAAUCGUUGACAUGGAGAGAAUGAGCAGUGAUGGUGGUUCUUCAAUUAAAAGGCGUUCGUUGAGCAUGUCAAGUCAUAGAAGCCAUCACACAGAUAACGGUAUUGAUUGCGAGAGUGUUUCAGAAGCCGGUGACAUUGGAGAUCGAGCUCUUCCGAGCAGAAGGUUCAGCCAAAGCAACAGUUUUCACUCUGAAAAUGGAGGUGGUGGUGGUGGUGUUGUUUCCAUUCCACAGGAGUUGCAUACAUUGCAUCCAAACUCCUCUGUUAGACCUUUGCCUCAUCAACUUUCAUCCACCCCUCCUCUUUCUACCGAUGCAAGAGUUGGUUCUCAAGACUCAAAAUUUGAACCAUCUAAAGGUUUGCCGGAGUUUCUAGACUAUGUUUCAUGUACGGCUCAGUUAGCUGUUUUCGGAAUUCUUGGGGUCAUCACAAGAUAUUUACUGCAAAAAUUAUUUGGCCCUGGGGUUGCCAACGUGACUAGCAACCAUACUAUUCUUUACCUUGACCUUCCUUCUAAUAUGAUCGGUUCAUUUUUAAUGGGAUGGUUUGGUGUUGUAUACAAAAAAGACAUAUCUAAUGUGUCAGAGCAUCUAGCCGUAGCUAUAACAACUGGUUACUUGGGGAGCCUUACAACCUUCAGUGGUUGGAAUCAAAAAAUGCUUGAACUCAGUGCUUCCGGCCACUGGGUCAUCUCUUCACUUGGCUUUCUAAUAGGUUUAGCUCUCGUUGCCGUUUCCAUCGCAUUUGGGAUUGAAACUGCAAAGGGUUUCAGACUGCUUCUCAACAGGCAGAAUAUUACAAAACCAGAAAACGGUACCUUUAUGAUCAACUUCAAAGUAGACAGCUACCGUCGCCAAUUGACAAUUAUGAUGAUCUUCUUGGUGAUAUUGGGCGUAUUAUGGGGUGUCAGUGGUGCAUUAGUAAAGGCUAAGUUCAAGCGUGGUGGCAGUGCUGCUGAGUUGUGGUUUGCUUGCAUGGUUGGACCUAUAGGUGUGUGGAUUAGAUGGUUCUUAGCGAGGCUUAAUGGACAUGGGUUAGGAAAAGAUGGUUUAAGAUUUAAAUGGAUACCAUUUGGGACUCUAAUUGCCAAUGUAUCAGCUGCUUGUGCUAUGGCUGCACUUUCUACUAUAAAGAAUGCAGUGAACACAAGGAAUUGUGAUACUGUUGUAGCAGGAAUACAGUUUGGAGUGAUGGGGUGCCUUAGUACUGUCUCUACUUUUGCUGCUGAGUUUAAUGCAAUGAGAAAAAGUAGCGACCCUUGGAGAGCAUAUGCAUAUGCUGCGAUUACAAUAUGUGUCUCGUUCUCUUUUGGAAUCUUAAUAUAUUGCGUUCCUUAUUGGACAAAGGGAUUUGACAUUGACACGUAGCAAUUGGUAAUGCAAUCAUGUUUUUAACUCUUGAUCCGGUGUGGUCGAAACAUCAAACCGUGGUAGCAUCCUCCCUAAUUAUUCCAAAGAUAACAAUAUUUUUACAUUGGGACCGAGCGAUUCGAAGAAACGGAGUAAUGUAUUUACCACUAUUGAAAAGAAGGUGGUGGUUUUGAGUUUGAAUCCCAUUCAACCUGCAGCACCAAGCAGCACACUUUUUUGAGUGGUUGAAGAUGCAGUUUUGUGUUACACUUUAACUAUUUAAUUGGAACACGCGAUUGUUCCGUCUAAUGCUUAUUUUGGUUCUUACUUGGCUAUGUUCCUUUGUAAGUUUUAACAAGAUUUAAAUCAAAUGAAGUAAUCUUUUCUGGUGAA